AUGGCCGCUCAAACUACUCAGAACAAGAACAACACUCCAAAGGACAACAACUUGAACAAACACGCUGGACGUGGUGCCGUUCCUUUCAUGUGCUUGUAUGACGAUGCCAACAGUGAUACGCUAAUUUUCCGUUCUACCGGCAAUUUACGGUACACUACAAGAGAUCCUGAGAACAUCAAAGCUAUCUUAAGUACCCAAUUCAAUGAAUUCUCUUUGGGACUUCGCCACAAGCAAUUUAGGGUACUCCUUGGGGAUGGAAUAUUCACUUUAGAUGGUGAUGGUUGGAAACAUUCGAGAGCGAUGCUUCGGCCACAGUUUGCCAGAGAACAAGUGUCCCAUGUUACCAUGUUGGAACCACACGUCAAGCAGUUAAUAAGAAGGGUGAAGGCAGUCGAUGGUUCAAAGUUUGACAUCCAGCCCUUAUUUUUCAAGUUAACUAUCGACUCAGGAACUGAAUUUUUAUUUGGAGAGUCCUGCUCGUCUCUCCAAGAUGACAUUGUUGACUAUUCUAAGCUUGUUGGCCCCGCAGACGUGGAUAAAUUUCCCCAAGCGUUUAACACAUCUCAAGUGUACCUUCUUUUGAGAUCGGGAUUACAAAACUUCUACUUUUUGCUCAACUCCAGGGAAUUCAGAAGAUGCAACAGAAUUGUUCGCGGAUUUGCUGACUACUACGUCGACAAGGCCCUUGCAGCAACGCCAGAAGAAUUGGAAAAGGCAUCAGAAGGAAAAUAUGUGUUCUUAUAUGAGCUAGUCAAACAGACCAGAAAUCCUCAGGUCUUGAGAGAUCAGUCAUUGAAUAUUUUAGUGGCUGCCAGAGACACAACGGCGGGCCUUUUAUCGUUUUUGUUCUUUGAACUUGCUAGGAACCCAGCUGUUUUCAAGAAAUUGCGUGAAGAAGUCGUGAAUGCAUUUGGAGAAGGAGAGCAGGUUGAUUUAGGCAAAAUGACCUUUGAGUCGCUUAAGAAGCUCGAGUAUCUCAAAUGGGUGCUCAACGAGACACUCAGGUUAUACCCUUCGGUUCCACAAAAUGCUCGCUUAGCGACGAAGGAUGCAACAUUACCAAGAGGUGGAGGGCCGGAUGGUAAUGAGCCAAUCUUUGUUCCAAAAGGUGAGAUCGUUGUUUAUACGAUUUAUGCUACUCAUCGGAACCCAAGCAUUUAUGGCAAUGAUGCCCACGUAUUUCGCCCUGAAAGAUGGGGUGAAGCAGAUCUCAAGAAGGUGGGUUGGGGCUUCCUUCCUUUCAAUGGUGGGCCUCGAAUUUGCUUAGGACAGCAAUUUGCGUUAACUGAAGCCUCCUAUGUGACAGUUCGCUUGUUGCAGAAUUUCCUGAACAUCCAGUCAUUUGAUGAUGCUGGAGACCCUAAGAAGAAUACUCAUUUGACUAUGUCCUUACUUAAUGGUGCUAAUAUCAGAUUCUAUUAA
This is a messenger RNA of Candidozyma haemuli, 1422 nucleotides long. Its product is annotated as cytochrome P450. Gene Ontology annotation, molecular function: oxidoreductase activity, acting on paired donors, with incorporation or reduction of molecular oxygen, reduced flavin or flavoprotein as one donor, and incorporation of one atom of oxygen; iron ion binding; heme binding. The transcript has 2 exons. Lineage: Eukaryota; Fungi; Ascomycota; Pichiomycetes; Serinales; Metschnikowiaceae. The record is from RefSeq and is a predicted model, not a curated record. Bases 1 to 1422 code for a protein of 473 amino acids.